AUGGUUAUAGAGAUAUAUGGUUUGGUUCAUAAAGAAAGUUUUCAGAAGGCAAGCCUCUUGGCCUCUGAUCUUCAUGAAUCACACCAUGAAAUAUUUGAACAGCCUAGAAUAUGUGGAAUGUUUGAGUUUGAAUGGGCGGACUUCAUAAGGACAACAAAGAAAAAACUUGGCGGAGCAUACUGGAUCUAUAAUCAUGAUGUUUUGGUCAUAAUAGAUGGAGUUCCACUAGGUUCGGAAGAGGAUCUAGCGAAUUGGGCUGAAAGGGAAUUCAACAUUACUGACUAUCGUCCUAUGACAUUAUACAGCGCAUUGGCAGUUGAUGCCUAUAAAAAAAGACUACUUCGUUUUAAUAGAAUAUAUAUUUCCAUGCAUAUAUCAAUCGAUGGGGAGAAGAGUGGCAUUUUACUACUUGAGAAAUGGAUGGAUUCAAGGUGGAGGUACAAUAGCUAUGCAACCUACUUUGCUUUAGAUAUUUUGUACAACAGAGGAAAUGAUGGUCGUUCAAUCUAUGGUCCAGUAUUUGAAGAUGAAAAUUAUAUCAUCAAGCAUGAUCGACGCGGAAUUCUAAGUAUGGCUAAUUCUGGACGUCACACAAAUGGUUCACAGUUCCUCAUUACACUGGCACCAGCUGAAUGGAUGGAUAACCGCUACGUAGCAUUUGGGCGUGUAAUUGAAGGAAGUUUAACUCUGGAUAAAAUGGAAGAGGUCCAGACUCAUUACGAACGUCCAGUGAAAGAUAUAUGUAUUGAAAAUAUCAGCGUUGUUAAUCCCAACGAAUUAGCGACUAAAAUUGCCUAG
Molecule: messenger RNA, 798 nt
Organism: Schistosoma curassoni
Lineage: Eukaryota; Metazoa; Platyhelminthes; Trematoda; Strigeidida; Schistosomatidae
Source: the annotation of a GenBank genome assembly